Molecule: messenger RNA, 1212 nt
Organism: Spea bombifrons (plains spadefoot toad)
Lineage: Eukaryota; Metazoa; Chordata; Amphibia; Anura; Pelobatidae
Gene: VSTM2L
Product: V-set and transmembrane domain containing 2 like
Exons: 4
Coding region: 75-656 (193 amino acids)
Source: RefSeq, a predicted model, not a curated record
CACUCUCAGAUCCCUCCGCACCGCGCGCAUCCUGCAGUGGGGAGAGCGGCCGGAGCCCCCCGGGUUAUAGAGCCAUGGGAGCCUGGGGUCUCAGCCUGGGGGUCCUGCAUUGCCUGGGGGUCUACAUCCAGUUGAGUGCUGGGGAUAAACACAGCGCUGCCGAUGCAUUAUUCACAGAGACGCCACAGGACGUGAGCGCUCAUCCUGGAGAAGAUGUGGAGAUGGCGUGCUCCUUCCGUGGCAGCGGAGACAUCCCUUACUCGCUGGAGAUCCAGUGGUGGUAUAUUCGCACCCACCGGGACUGGGCAAACAAAGAGACGUGGGCAGACAGCCAGCUAAAGACUCUUCCAGGGGCCCCUGAGAAAGGAGCCACGAAGAUAAGUGUGGUGAAAGUUUUCGGCAGUAACAUUUCCCACAAGCUGCGCCUGUCCAGCGUGAAGAUGUCCGACGAGGGGACGUACGAGUGCCGCGUGUUGGAUUACAGCGAAGGGAAGGGCAAGCAGCACCGGGUGAAGGCGUUCCUGCGCGUGGAAGGGGAACUGGGCCGCCGUAACGCCGGCUCUCACCGCAUGCAGGACACAAGCACUCACCGUCACUUCCCAGGCAAGGAGCUGAAGAAGCGCUCGGCGGUGCCCUGUGACCAAUGCCAGCCGUAGACUGCCGGGGGGGGGGGAUCCGCCGUCCCACCGAUGUACAGGAGUGCAUGAGAGGCAUCUGCCCAUUACCCACCUCAACAUCCCCUCGGCUCUUCCCACCUUCUGAUAGGUUGGUGAAUAGAGCUCUGUGACUUUUAACAGACUCUCGAAGGUGUGUUAACCCUUUCCACGUCGAAGAGCAUAAGAGAUGCCCUGGUAGACUGCUGUUAAUGUGGACUAUUGAAGGGGCAUGGCGUGUGCACCCUUUGUUACUUAUACACAGAUCGUACACGUUCUCUUUCAUCCCACCUCUCAUUGGUCACGGGGGUUUAACGCCCACCUUACAGAGGCUUGUGUGCGCUUGGUAUGGAUUUUCUCAUGUUAAGUAGGCUAACUUGCUCAUGGGUCGUGGACCGCUGUAUGGGAAGUGAAGAGGCUGGCUACGUUAUUAGCUUUUUUUUGAGUAUCAGGUAUGCUUGGUGUUGAAAAACAAAGUAAUUGUGAGGCAUCAGUAAAAUGUGUAAGUCAGUUUAAGGUUAAGGUGGAUUCCUUGCCCACAGAUUUAGAGGUUUCUGCC